AAUCUCAACGACAAACAGUAAUCGCAUUCAGACCCUAAUCUGAAAGAUUAGCAAUUUUCAUUCGGAAAGGGGAACCUAUCUGUAUAUACAUUCAUAUAUUAAUGUUUGCACACGCUCAUAAGUCGCAACACAAUAAAUUGAGCAAAAAGACAUCCCAUUUCCACAGCCUUCUAUAGAUUUCCCACAAAAACAGGCUCUGAAAAAAAGAGGAGAAAUGUCAAGCAGCGAAGAGAAUAUGGAGAUGGAGGAUUCGAAUGGGGAUUCAUUUGGGAAGGUCAAACAAAGGUUCAAGGAUCGAUCCAGGAAAGUGGCUCAAACCAAGGAAAUUUUGUCGAAACAAGCAGUUCAGACCAAACAGAUCUUGUCCAAACAAGCGGUUAAGAUCGCCAAACAGGCUGAAGAACAUGAAAGAUUCAUCAAUAAGGUGACAUAUUUUUUGGGUGUUCUUGGUUUUGGGGCAUUUUGCUUUAUUUUAGGUGCAAGGCCGCAGGAUAUUCCGUAUGUAUAUUGUGUAUUCUAUGUAAUUUUCGUUCCUCUCCGGUGGAUUUAUUAUCGAUACAAAAAAUGGCACUACUAUCUUUUGGAUUUUUGCUACUAUGCCAACACAAUCUUCAUAAUCAUGCUUCUGUUUUAUCCAAGAAAUGAGAAGCUUUUCAUGGUUUGCUUCUCAUUGGCAGAGGGGCCAUUGGCGUGGGCACUAAUAGUUUGGAGAUGUAGUUUAGUUUUUAAUUCUAUGGACAAAAUCGUAAGUGUCUUCAUACACCUGUUGCCUGGACUGGUUUAUUUCACGAUUAGAUGGUGGGACCCUGUGUUUUUGGAAGCCAUGCAUCCCGAAGGAACUACACAGAGAGCUUCAUGGCCUUAUGUAGAGAGCAAAUCUUAUCUCUGGACGUGGCUGUUUUUUGUUCCUUUAUUUGCUUACAGCAUUUGGCAGGUUCUUUAUUUUCUUAUUGUAGAUGUCCUGCGUCGACAAAGGCUACUUAGAGAUCCCGAAGUCAUGACUUCUUACAGGGAAUUGUCAAAGAAGGCACAGAAAGCAAAUAACAUAUGGUGGCGUUUAAGUGGCUUGCUUGGGGAUCAAAAUCGCUUGUUUAUGUAUAUCAUGCUCCAAGCUAUAUUCACAGUGGCAACUAUGGCACUUACAGUACCCAUAUUCUUGUCUUACAAAUUGCAUGUCGUUUUCCAAAUACUCAAAGUUUCUGCAUCUGUGUGGAAUGGAGGAAACUUCCUACUCGAAGUAAUGCCACGGCAAGUCAUUCUCAAGGAAAAGAAGAAAACGAAGAUGCACCCUAUUGAGAAUAUGCAGGAUCAAUCAGCACUCGAGAACUCAAUGAAAGUAAAUAAUUCAUCUAUGGUACUUGAAUCUUAAGAGGUGUGCAGAAAUAAAAUGUCUUGUAAAACUCUUUUUUUUUUUUUUUUAAUAACUGUUUGUCAGUGAGAGCUUAGGCUGAUUUAUUUUCUUUGUUCAAAAGAAUUUUCUUUUUCUACAUGCAAUCUCUUUAGAUGUGCCCUAAUUUGUAAACUGAGGAGAUGAAUUGUGAUAUAAUGCUUUCUUUUGGCGUUUUUGAGAAUUGGAACUGAAUUUUGAAGACUUGGUAAA
Molecule: messenger RNA, 1600 nt
Organism: Olea europaea var. sylvestris
Lineage: Eukaryota; Viridiplantae; Streptophyta; Magnoliopsida; Lamiales; Oleaceae
Exons: 8
Coding region: 215-1369 (384 amino acids)
Biological process (GO): phosphatidylcholine biosynthetic process
Source: RefSeq, a predicted model, not a curated record